AUGGCAGAAGAGGUGAAGCUGUUCAGAACAUGGUCGAGUCCAUUUCCUUUGAGGAUCAUUUGGGCAAUGAAACUCAAGGGCAUAGAGUACGAAACCAUAUUUGAGGAUCUCUCCAACAAAAGCCAUCUUCUCCUUCACUACAACCCUGUGUACAAGAAGGUCCCCGUGCUCGUCCACAAUGGCAAACCCAUCUCGGAAUCACUUGUAAUUCUUGAAUACAUCGAUGAAACAUGGAAGCAGCCUCCUUUGCUGCUGCCUGAAGAUCCUUAUGAACGAGCCAUGGCUCGUUUCUGGGCAAAAUUCUGCGACGAAAAGGUCCUUCCACCAGUGGCCGAUGUUCUUGUGACUCAAGGGAAAGAGCAGGAGGCGGCCCUUGCUCAGCACAUGGAGAACAUGAAGCGCGUCGAGGAAGAACUCAAGGGGAAGAAGUUCUUUGGAGGAGAGGCAAUUGGGUUCGCGGACAUUGCAUAUGGAUGGAUGGCUAAUCUGUUAAGUGUAAUGGAGGAGGUUACCGGGCUCAAGCUCACAGAUGCAGAGGCAUUUCCGGCAAUAUCGACGUGGCUACAAAGCUUCUCCGACGUGCCGCUGAUCAAAGAGAACUGGCCGCCUCGUGAGAAGCUCGUCUCCAAGUAUCAGGCCUUCCGCGAGAAACGUCUUGCACUUGCAGCAGAAGCAACAUCUAAAUGAACCAGCUUGGGAACAAGUCUUCUUGUUCAUGUAAUCAAGGAAUAGAGAUAGAGUUCCAUUUCAUCCUACGGGAAAAAUAAUCUCUAUCUGUUAAGAUGAUCUUAUUAAAUAAUCCAGGUGCAUGAAAAGAUCUCAGUGCUUGUGGACAA
This is a messenger RNA of Diospyros lotus (date-plum), 836 nucleotides long. Its product is annotated as glutathione transferase GST 23-like. Bases 1 to 687 code for a protein of 228 amino acids. Gene Ontology annotation, molecular function: glutathione transferase activity. NCBI's taxonomy places the organism in Eukaryota, Viridiplantae, Streptophyta, Magnoliopsida, Ericales, Ebenaceae. The transcript has 2 exons. Gene Ontology annotation, biological process: glutathione metabolic process. Gene Ontology annotation, cellular component: cytoplasm. The record is from RefSeq and is a predicted model, not a curated record.